AUGGGGAAUCCAAAGCAGAAGUGGACUUCUGAGGAAGAAGAAGCCCUGCGCGCCGGCGUUGCCAAACACGGUGCCGGAAAGUGGAAGAACAUUCAAAGAGACCCCGAGUUCAACCACCUCCUCUUUUCUCGUUCCAACAUUGAUCUCAAGGAUAAAUGGCGGAAUUUAAGUGUUGCCAAUGGCCUAGGGUCGAGAGAUAAAUCAAAGACAACCAAGGGAAAGGCCAGUCCUGUUGAUACUCCUACUAUUCUGUUGCCCAAUGCACAUACCCCGAUUUCUAUUACUCCAAUGUCACAGAAUGCAUCAACAGAUGUAGUUAUGGAAGAUUCUUCUAGGCUCUUUCCAGAAGGGAAUAAUGCAUCAAGGUACAAUGCAAUGAUAUAUGAAGCACUUUCGACCCUUAAGGAGCCAAAUGGAUCAGAUUCUAAUACAAUUGCUAAUUUUAUUGAGCGAAGAAAUGAGGUGCCCCAAAAUUUCAAAAGGCUAUUGAGUUCUAGAUUAAGAAGGCUUGUGCAACAGGACAAACUUGAAAAGGUACAGAAUUGCUUCAGAAUGAAAACAGAUUUCGUGCCUGCCAUGAAAACCCCUACUACAAAGCAGAAUUCACUACCGAGACAGGCACAGAGCAUUGGACAUCUCGGGGAUACAGUGGAAGAAGCAGCAGUUUCUGCUGCCUAUAAAAUUGCAGAAGCAGAAAACAAAUCUUUUGUGGCAGCAGAAGCUGUCAAGGAGGCGGAGAGGGUCUCAAGGAUGGCUGAAGAGAUGGACACACUGCUUCAGUUUGCAGCUGAUAUUUUCGAUCAAAGUUCAGGUGGUGAAAUCUUGCUGAUAGCAUAG
This is a messenger RNA of Fraxinus pennsylvanica, 837 nucleotides long. Lineage: Eukaryota; Viridiplantae; Streptophyta; Magnoliopsida; Lamiales; Oleaceae. The record is from the annotation of a GenBank genome assembly.